CCCGUACUCAAGAUGGCGGCCCCGGCGGGCGGGGCCCACGGCUCGGAAGCCGCGCGGAGGAGCGGCGGCAUGGCGGCGGCGGCCGAGGAGCCGAGUCGGGGGUACCGGGACGAAGAGGAGGAGGCGGAGCAGUUGGUUCUGGUGGAAUUAUCAGGAAUUAUUGAUUCAGACUUUCUCUCAAAAUGUGAAAAUAAAUGCAAGAUUUUGGGAAUUGAUACUGAGAAGCCCAUUCUGCAAAUGGACAGCUAUGUCUUUGCUGGAGAGUAUGAAGACACUCUUGGGACCUGUGUUAUAUUUGAAGAAAAUGUUGAACAUGUGGAUGCAGAAGGCAAUAAUAAAACAGUGCUAAAAUAUAAAUGCCACACAAUGAAGAAGCUCAGCAUGACAAGAACUCUUCUGACAGAAAAGAAGGAAGGAGAAGAAAACAUAGGUGGUGUGGAAUGGCUGCAAAUCAAGGAAAAUGAUUUCUCCUGUAGACCCAACAUGAUUUGUAGUUUUCUGCAUGAAAAUGAAGAGGAUGAAGCUGUAGCUCCAGACCCAGAUAAAUCUUUGGAGUUGGAAGAGCAAGAGAUUCAAAUGAAAGAUAAUUCAAACCUGAGUUAUGAACAGGAGAAACCACCGAACUUGGAUAUAGAGGAUUCUGGUCCUCUUAUUGAUAUCCCUUCUUCUGAGACAGAAGGCUCUGUUUUUAUGGAAACUCAAGAAACUGCCUUAGAAAUCACUCCUAGAUGAAAUGUUUCUCAUAAAAACUAGUCAUAAACUUUUUAGAGUUUUUAUAUAAAAUAACUGGCUUUGUAGUUUUCAGUUCAGAAUUUUAUUAUUUUUGUUGGCUAUAUACACAUUUCCAAUUAUAUAUAGUUUAAUAUACUAGAAUCAUUAAGGACCAGAUACGAGUUUUUAAAAAUAUGAUUUCAAUGACUAUAGGGACCCUUCUGUGAUGAGUCCUUUAAAAUGGGGGUUUUACUAAGGUAAGUGUGAGUUUCUUUUGCAGCCAUCACAAAUUACCACAGACUUAGCGGCUAAAGUAUAUUAAGCUACAUAAGUGUAUUGUCUUAUAGUUUUGUAGGUCAGCCAUCUGAUAUGGGUGUCACCUGGGCUAAAAUCAAGGUAUUUGCAGAGCUUCAUUCUCUUCUGGACAUGGUAUGGGGGACUCCAUUUCCUUGUUCAUUCAGUUGUUGGCAGAAUUCAGUUCUUUGCAGCUGAAGGAUCACGGUCCAAUUUCCUUGCUGUUGGCUGAGAGCCAUUCCCAGCUUCUAGGGGCUGCCUGCAUUCCUUCACUCAUGGUCCCCUUCUCUUCAAAGCCAGCAAUGGUCAAGUCCCUCUCAGUCUUUGAAUCUCUCCUGCUUCUUCCAUAAUCUUAUUGAUGAUGGACCCUUCUGCCUUCUUUUAAAGGUCCAUUUGAUUACACUGGGCACAUCUGGGUAACUUCCCUAAUUUAAGGUCUAUAACCUUAAUUCCAUCUGCAAAGUCCCUUUUGCCAUGUAAUUUAAACAGGCAUAAAACUGAGAAUUAUGGCAUGAAAAUAUUUGGGCGGCCAUUUUCCAGUCUACCAAAGUCAGUAUUACUCCUGAGAACAGAAAAAGAAUUCAGAAGUGCUUAAGGGUGAAGGUACAGUUCUGAUAUUCCAGCUGUAAUUUCACUUCUUUCCCACUGAAGAAAGAUGAUUGGAAUUCAGCUGUAACAUUCUAAAAUAUUAUGGUGAUAACCUAGAUCUACCCUAACUUGUAUUUUUUAAGUAAAUUAGUCACAAACUUUGACACAGGUUGUACUAUAUGAAAUUACCAAUAUUUGUUUCUGACUACAAAACUCUGCAAUUUUAUAUGGUUUAACCUGGUACUAGUAAGUUAAAACACUCCUCACGUUAAUUAUAUCUCACAGCUGUUGGAGGUGUAACUUUGUUGUGACAGAUUAGAGAACUAAUGUUUAGGAUGAAGAAUUUUUUCCUUCAGUAGGUUUUGUAAAUUUUUACUGUUUAUUUGGAAAACAGCUUACCCUGAUUAAAAGCAUUUCCAAAUCAUAAGUGUGUAUCCUCCCAAUUUUUAUAUGACUUUAGUGUCACCUUUUGUUUAAUCAAAAGCUUAUUUUUUUCUACCAAAUGGUAUGAAGUCUCUAUGUGGAGAGACUGCUAAUUACUUGAGCCAGCAUCUGGUCUUCCUUUAUUUCUUUGUCACAGAAUCCCAGAAUUUAUUCAGGUUAGCAAUGUGCCCAGCUUUCCUCAUGUAUAUGAAAGUGGCCAUAUUGUCUAGAUGUUAGUUCUUCCUAGUUUAAUCUACAGUUUCAAUGCAAUCCGAAAUAAAAUCACAGCAAGGUUUUUAUGGAUAUUGUCAAACCAACUCUAAAGUUUAUAUGGAGAGAGAAAGACCCAGAAUAGCCAAUACAAUAUUGAAGAACAUAGUAGGAGGACUUUACGACUUACUAUAAAACUACAGUAAUAGAGACAGUGGGAACUGCUGAAAGAAUAGACAAAUAGGUCAAUGGAAGAGAAUAGAGAGCCCAGAAAUAGACAUACAUAUAGUAAACUGAUCUUAGAUCAAGGAGCAAAGGCAAUACAAUGGAGCAAAGAUAGUCUUUUCAAUAAAUGAUCCUGGGACAACUGAA
This is a messenger RNA of Kogia breviceps (pygmy sperm whale), 2598 nucleotides long. It is a transcript of the gene GTF3C6, whose product is annotated as general transcription factor IIIC subunit 6. Gene Ontology annotation, cellular component: transcription factor TFIIIC complex. The record is from RefSeq and is a predicted model, not a curated record. Lineage: Eukaryota; Metazoa; Chordata; Mammalia; Artiodactyla; Physeteridae. Gene Ontology annotation, biological process: transcription by RNA polymerase III.